GCAGAUACUCUCACACACGUGAAUGUUCAGAUCAGCGUCCGCGAUGGAUACUACUAAGUUAUCAACGUCAGAAAGUGUUUCUAAGAAAAAGGGGAAGAAAGCAAAGAAGCAGGUACAAUCCGAGGAAAAGCCCGUUGUAGAGAUGGACACCGUUAGUGAAGUUAAAGUAGAGAAAUCGACGUCAGGAGCGACUUUUCCUCCCUCAUUCAGCAUGUCUGAGAUCAAAAACAAACAGCGCAGACACAUGAUGUUCAUCAGACUGAAGCAGGAGAAACGAAAGCAAAAGCUGGAACUGAAAAAGAAAAUGAAAAGAGAGAGAGAAGCUCUUGGUGACAAGGCACCACCAAAAGAAGUUCCCAAGACAAUAGAAAACCAGAGAGUAUAUGACGAAACUACAGUGAACCCAGAGGAUGAGGAGGUGGCUUUCGAUGAAGGAACCGAUGAAUUUUCUGCUUACUUUAAUCGGCUGACAAAUCCCAAAGUCCUUAUCACCACAUCAGACAGACCAAGAACGAGAACCGUCAAGUUUAUUGAGCAGUUGGCGACGGUUAUCCCAGACGCGCAUGUGUACUACAGAAGAGGUCUGGCUUUGAAGAGAGUCAUUCCUCAGUGUGUGUCACACGGUUUUACUUACUUGUUAGUGGUCAAUGAGGACAGAAAAAUGCCAAAUGGUUUAGUUUUGUGUCACCUUCCUGACGGGCCGACUGCGCAUUUCAAAGUCAGUGGUGUUCGGCUUCGCAAGGAGAUGAAGAGAAGAGGAAAGGAGCCAACAGAACACACUCCUGAAGUUAUUCUCAAUAACUUCACUACUAGACUGGGUCACACUGUCGGUCGGCUGCUUGCUGCUCUCUUUCCUCAUGAUCCACAGUUUGUGGGCCGUCAGGUUGCCACAUUUCACAAUCAGAGAGACUUCAUCUUUUUCAGAUUUCACAGGUAUAUCUUCAAGAAUGAAAAGCGAGUAGGAAUCCAGGAACUAGGACCCCGCUUCACUCUGAAACUUCGCUCCUUACAGAAAGGCACCUUUGACUCGAAGUUUGGGGAAUAUGAAUGGGUUCAUAAGCGACAUGAGAUGGAUUCCUGUCGAAGAAAAUUCCACCUUUGAGGGACAGACUGGAAAAUUACAAUGAUUUGUAUUGUUUCAAAACCUUGUUUCAUAACCUUUUUCCAUAAUUUUAUGAAACGUUUAAUAAAACGUGUCUGUCAUUGACUUAACAUUGAAAAUCUAUUGACCCAACUGUGUUUAUUGUACAUUAUGCAUGCUAAUAUUAUAACUUCUGUAAUAUGUCUGAUGUCAGGAUUAUUCAUAAAUUCACUGUUAUUUUGUUAAAAUAUAUCUGCAGUCUGGAUGCAAGAAAAAAAAACAUUUUUGAAUUUGUGAUUCUGAACGGUUGUAUUUGUUAUAGUAUUACUGCACAACAGAUCAUACAAAGUCAUUUUCUGACUUCUGUUGUAAAUAAAAAGUAAACAAUGUAAAUGUACUACCUUGGUGACAAGUAAUGGAUUCACAGUGCAUCCGGAAAUUAUUCACAGCGCUUCACUUUUUGUUAUGUUACAGCCUCAUUACAAAAUGGAUGAAAUUCAUUAUUUUCCUCAAAAUUCUAAAAACCAUGCCCUAUAAUCCCAACAUGAAAGAAGUUUGUUUGAAAUCUUUGUAAAUGUAUUAAAAAUGUAAAAGAUCACUGUAAAUGGAUAUAACCAGAGCAGAACUGGGUUAGAGACAAAUGUGGAUGACUUGGAUACAUAAGUGGUGCAAUGGUGAUACAUUAUUAAAAAGUUUUG
This is a messenger RNA of Triplophysa dalaica, 1779 nucleotides long. RefSeq names its product ribosome production factor 1 homolog (gene rpf1). The coding region runs from base 23 to 1102 and encodes 359 amino acids. Gene Ontology annotation, biological process: maturation of LSU-rRNA; maturation of 5.8S rRNA. The record is from RefSeq and is a predicted model, not a curated record. The transcript has 9 exons. Gene Ontology annotation, molecular function: rRNA primary transcript binding. Gene Ontology annotation, cellular component: preribosome, large subunit precursor; nucleolus. Lineage: Eukaryota; Metazoa; Chordata; Actinopteri; Cypriniformes; Nemacheilidae.